AUGUCCCAGCCCCAGUCCCGCUACACCCAACAAAACCCCAACCCUCUAGUGGACAGGAGCGUCAAGGUUCCCGAGGUCAUCCAGUACAUCUGUGGUGACUGUGGUGCCCAGACAGCUAUGCAGCCGUCAGAGUUUAUCAGAUGUAAGGAGUGUGGACACCGAGUCAUGUACAAGCCCCGGACGACAAGAAGUCCAAUUCGAGGCUCGUUAGUCAUUGGUCCAGGUUGCUUGUAA
Messenger RNA from Cryptococcus wingfieldii CBS 7118, 234 nucleotides. RefSeq names its product DNA-directed RNA polymerase I, II, and III subunit RPABC4. Gene Ontology annotation, cellular component: RNA polymerase III complex; RNA polymerase I complex; RNA polymerase II, core complex. Gene Ontology annotation, molecular function: zinc ion binding; DNA binding; DNA-directed RNA polymerase activity. The transcript is spliced from 3 exons. Gene Ontology annotation, biological process: DNA-templated transcription. NCBI's taxonomy places the organism in Eukaryota, Fungi, Basidiomycota, Tremellomycetes, Tremellales, Cryptococcaceae. The coding region runs from base 1 to 234 and encodes 77 amino acids. The record is from RefSeq and is a predicted model, not a curated record.